Molecule: messenger RNA, 2769 nt
Organism: Salarias fasciatus (jewelled blenny)
Lineage: Eukaryota; Metazoa; Chordata; Actinopteri; Blenniiformes; Blenniidae
Product: myelin-associated glycoprotein-like
Exons: 9
Coding region: 126-1547 (473 amino acids)
Source: RefSeq, a predicted model, not a curated record
GAAGUUCUGAGUCGACUCUUGAAACGGUGAAGCUGUGAUCACUAAACACCAGACUGCUGUGAACGUGUUCGAAUUGCUCCACUUACAGGAGGCGUCUUCAGGUCCUGGUCCACGACCCACUUCUGAUGCCGGUGCUGAGCUUCAUGUGGGCUCUGUGUGUGAACAUGAUGACAGUCAACAUGUUUCUGAGUCUCUUCUUUCUCUCAGGUGCUGCAGAUGAUUGUGAUUAUCCAUCAAAAGUGGAUGUUAAAACACCACAGAAGAUGGAGGCUCUGAGUGGAUCCUGUUUAAAAAUCCCAUGUAGCUUUGACAAUCCAGAGAGGUUUGACGGCACAAGAGAAACUUCUGCAAUGUGGAUCAGAGAUCAUCCUUUUCAUUUUAACAACCCUGACUCAGUGGUUUAUGACAGUAGAAACACAGACAAUAAAUAUCCAAUGAAGAUUACAGGAAACCUGCGUGAGAAAAACUGCACCACUGAGUUUUUUAAUUUAACCACAGAGUACACACACACAUACUACUUCAGGAUCAUCAACUUGCCUUUUAAAGCAACAGCUGCUUGUGAUCCUCUUCAGAUCACAGUUAAAGAUUCUCCUCCGAGGCCCACAUUACAAGUCUCAGGUGAUCAGAAUGAGCUGAAGGAGAAGGAGUCUGUCACUAUAACCUGCUCAGCUCCCACUCCCUGUCCACACCUCCCUCCUCGACUCACCUGGAGCCUCCAACAAGAUGCUCACAGCCAAACAGAGGAAAACACAGAUGGAACUUUAACCACUAAGAUCCAGCAGACCAUCACUCUGUCAGACCAACAUGAUGGAUUCAAGCUCAGCUGCUCUGCUGUGUAUCCUGUUGAUGGAGGACAACAUGUGAAAACAGCUGUGGCAGAGCUCACUCUCAGAGUUUCUUAUGCUCCUAAAGACACGUCAGCCUCCAUCAGUCCAUCAGGUUUGGUGUCUGCAGGGAGCUGGGUGAACCUGACCUGCUCCAGCAGAGCCAGACCUGCUGUCAGAUACACCUGGUUCAAGAUCAGUGAUCAUGGAGCAGUCAGAGUGUCUGAAGGAGACUUUUACAGCUUUAAUGUGACGGAAGGAGGAGUUUAUUACUGUGUGGCUGCAAAUCAUCUGGGACGUCAGACUUCAGAACAGAUUCAUCUUUUGAGAGAAGCAGAUCUGCAUCUGAACACCAUGAUUGGAGUAGUUAUUGGGCUCAUCGUGUUCAUCUGCCUGCUGCUCGGUGUUUACUUCUUCAUGUGUUGGAGGAGAAGAAAGAACACAACUUCAACUGUGCAAGUGGGUCAGAGUCAGACAGGUGAAGAGCUGGCUGCUGAAGAGCCUGCAGAAAAACCUCAGGAAGAGGGAGAAAACGUCCACUAUGGAGAGAUCCACUUCUCCAAGCAGAAACCUGAACCGUCCUCCAAGUCUGAGAUCAGAAGCAAGCAGGAGAACACUGUGUACGCAGAGGUCAGAGGCUCUCAGCCGGGAAACAGCUCCACACACACUGCUGACCACCCCGAGGAUCUCAACUGUCUUUACGCUGAAGUGAAGGAGAAAUGAGAAUAUUCUGUUGGAUUUACUGAGGUGUGAAGUCAUAAAGUACAGAUACUUUACUACUGUACUUGAGGAGAUAGCAGUACUUCAUUUGAUUUGGGUGAUUAUUUUUCCUGUUUUUCCUGCUUCCAGACACAAAUAUCUGUACUUUCUACUCCUCACAUUGUCAGAAUGUUCUUGUGACUUCUUUAAACUGUUGCCAAAUCAACCUGGAAUACAUUGAAUUCUCUCUCUUGAGUGGUCUGUCAUUCGACAGGUCCGGCAUCAGUCAGUACUCUCCAGUCGUAUCUCCUCUGCACCAUGCUCUUCAUUUGUUGGUAGCUUCUUCCUUAUGUCGUGCAGCACCAUCGCUCUCUUGCUGCCCCUCGGUCUUCUCCCUUCGAAUCUUCCUUCCAUGGUAUCGCGCAGCCGCCCUUCACUUCUCAGAAUAUGCCCAAUCCAUCUCGCCUUCCUCCUCCUGAUGGACUGAAUUAGCUUUUGUUGUUUAUUAACUCUGCUCAACACUUCUUCAUUCGUUACUCUUUCCGUCCAGCUGAUCCUCUCCAUCCUUCUCCACAUCCACAUCUUGCGACCUUCCAGCCUCUUAAUUUCCGCCUUCCUCAGUGUCCAAAUUUCAGAUCCAUACGUCAACACACUCCAAACUAAGGUCUUGACUAUCCUUUUCUUUAGGCUCUUGUCAAGGUUUUUGAUAAGCAGGAUGUUGUGUCUAUUGAAUGCCUCUUUCGCCAUCACUAAGCCUCUCUCGCGCUACCUCCAUCUUCUGUUAUAAGACUUCCUAGAUACUUGAACUGCUUGACUUGUUCGAGUGUGCUUCCAUUGAUGGUAAUUCUCAUUUCCCCUCCCUCUCUUACUGACCUUCAUCAGUUUGCUCUUGUUUUGAUUGAUUCAAAUUUUGUACUUUUCUCCAACUUAACGGAGGCUCGUCAUGAUGGUCUGCAGGCCUUCUUCUGUGCUUGCCAUCGUCGCCUGGUCAUCAGCAAAUCUUAUCGCCUGAAUCAAGUGUCCAAUUAACAACACUUGAGGUGAACUAUGGAGAAAAGGCAUCAGCAAGGUUGAUCAGUCUGAAAGACAAAACCAAAUCCAAUUCAUGUCAGUUUGAGGGACCAAGAAAAAUUCUGGCAGCUGCAUAGAAGAACUUCCUGUGUUUCAGAAGGAAACAUUUUCAUUUAAACUGGGUGUGAAGGCGUUAAGGUGACCUGCACAAUGUACUUAGAUCCACCAGAGUAUC